UUCUUUCCCAUCUCCCCCCUCCCCCCUCCGUCUCUCUUUCACCUCCCUCUCUAUAUAUAGCAUGAGCAUUAUGGCCUUCUGAGUCACAGCCUUUUUCAUUCUCUCUCUCUUUUUCAACAUAUCUCCUCUGCUUCCCGCUCUUACAUUAUCUUAUUUUCUAUUGCCAAGCUUCAAAAACCAAGUUUUUAAGCCUCACAGGUAAAGAUCUCGACUGGGUUUUUGCUCUUCUGUUCUCUCACUCAAUAUCGUCUCUUCCUGGGAUUUGUAUACCUUUUUUUUCUUUAUUGGUUUCUCGUUUCCUUUUGCUAUGUUUUAAGGUCAGAAGAGGAAAAUGGGCUUUGCUUUCACAUCUGCGGAUCCUCUGUUUUCAUGAUUUGUUAAUUCUUUUUUCCUUUUAUUUUUUGUUUCUCUGUACUUGUUUCUUCGUUUGGCAAAAUGUAUGUAAAGUCUAACCCUUUCUAUAUAUUUUUUCUCUUAAUUUAGUAUCUUAGCUAAAUUUCGUGUUCUUCAUGAAAUUAAUGUUUAAUGACAUUGGUAGUUUGAUUUUUGCCUUUUUAUUAGCGAAUAUGAAAUAUAAACAACUUUCAGCAGUAUUUUUCUUUUUUGUCAGUGAUACCUUGCUCACUCUUUUUCAAGGCUUUUUCCUUUUCACUUGGUUAAAAUGGUUUUUCUAAUUCUUCAUACCUGUUUGUGGAUUAGGAUUGUUUGGCUAGAAUUGCUUCCUUUUCUCUUGCCUCCAGUUCUCUGCAUUUUCUAUAAAAUUUUCUCCUAAGUAGAUUCCAUAAACUUUGACAGCGGUCUAUUGAUGGGUUGUGGGUUAGAAGCUCGAAUUAGAUUGUAAAUACUGCUAGUUCAUGAAAAAGAUUUUCAUAUUCCUUUGAGAUAGAUAAGAACUGAAGAGUAAUUAUCACAUCAGGAGUUGUGUCGGCUAUAUGGGAAGCACUGAGGGAACCAACUAUGGGGCUUUCACGUAUGAGAAUCUUGAGAGGGAACCCUACUGGCCAUCUGAGAAGCUCCGAAUUUCCAUCACUGGGGCUGGUGGUUUUAUUGCCUCCCAUAUUGCUCGCCGGUUGAAGAGUGAGGGCCAUUACAUUAUUGCUUCUGACUGGAAGAAGAAUGAGCACAUGACAGAAGAUAUGUUCUGUCACGAAUUCCAUCUUGUGGAUCUAAGGGUCAUGGAUAAUUGCCUGAAGGUUACAAAUGGUGUAGACCAUGUGUUUAACCUUGCUGCCGAUAUGGGCGGCAUGGGCUUCAUUCAGUCCAACCACUCUGUCAUCAUGUAUAACAAUACAAUGAUCAGCUUCAACAUGCUUGAGGCUGCUAGGAUUAAUGGAGUUAAGAGGUUUUUCUAUGCCUCUAGUGCUUGUAUUUACCCUGAAUUUAAGCAGCUGGACACUAAUGUGAGCUUGAAGGAAUCUGAUGCCUGGCCCGCGGAGCCUCAAGAUGCGUAUGGCUUGGAGAAACUUGCUACAGAGGAGUUGUGCAAGCACUACACAAAGGACUUUGGAAUUGAAUGCCGUAUUGGAAGGUUCCAUAACAUUUAUGGUCCUUUUGGAACUUGGAAAGGUGGUAGGGAGAAGGCACCUGCUGCUUUUUGCAGAAAAGUUAUCACUUCCACCGACAAGUUUGAGAUGUGGGGAGAUGGACUUCAAACCCGAUCCUUCACCUUUAUCGAUGAAUGCGUGGAAGGCGUGCUUAGAUUGACUAAGUCGGACUUCCGAGAGCCGGUGAAUAUUGGAAGUGAUGAAAUGGUUAGCAUGAAUGAGAUGGCUGAGAUUGUUCUUAGCUUUGAAAACAAGAAGCUUCCAAUCCAACACAUUCCUGGUCCAGAAGGUGUCCGAGGCCGUAACUCAGACAACACUCUGAUCAAAGAGAAGCUUGGUUGGGCACCAACAAUGAAGCUGAAGGAUGGGCUGAGAAUUACAUACUUCUGGAUCAAGGAACAGAUAGAGAAAGAGAAGGCUCAAGGCAUUGACUUGUCCAUUUACGGAUCAUCGAAAGUGGUGGGAACUCAAGCACCAGUUCAAUUGGGUUCACUUCGCGCCGCUGACGGCAAAGAAUGAAGUGGUUGAAGCUACAAAGCACAUUCGGUUGUGCUAAAGAAAGCCAAAAUUUUCUACUUAAUAUGGAUAAUGGAUUAUGUGAUAUCACACUCAAGUUAUCUAUGGUUGUGGAGUAGUAGGUAGGCAUUUGAGUAUGGACUUAAAACUAUUUGGUUUCUAGCAUGUACCAUGUUGCUACAUUUCAGGGAAGUUACCAUGCUCCCAUUUUAUCAGUUGUCUUGCAACCUGUUGCUUUGGUAUUGUACUGGUUGGCAAAAUUCUCUCAUCCAUGUUGAAUCUUGUGGAAUGGUUAUGGAAGAAGCUGCAAUUACGUGAAUAAAAUCCUUCAAUUUGAGAGUGCAAA
Molecule: messenger RNA, 2406 nt
Organism: Hevea brasiliensis (rubber tree)
Lineage: Eukaryota; Viridiplantae; Streptophyta; Magnoliopsida; Malpighiales; Euphorbiaceae
Product: GDP-mannose 3,5-epimerase 2
Exons: 7
Coding region: 933-2063 (376 amino acids)
Molecular function (GO): GDP-mannose 3,5-epimerase activity; NAD binding
Source: RefSeq, a predicted model, not a curated record